AUGUCGCCCACUCCCCUCCGUCCCGGCGUCUAUGCGCCAACUAUGACCUUCUUCGACCCCGUCACCGAGAACCUCGAUGUCGCCUCUAUCCGCCGUCAUGCCGUUCGCCUGGCCAAGGCCGGUCUGGUCGGUCUAGUCACCAUGGGAUCCAACGGUGAAGCCGUGCACCUCACAAACGAGGAGCGCAUGACUGUCACUCGCGAGACCCGCUCCGCUCUCGACGAGGCCGGCUUCCAGAACGUGCCUGUCAUCGCCGGUGCCAGCGAGAACAGCAUCCGUGGCACCAUCGAGCUCUGCAAGCAGGUUGCCGCUGCUGGCGGCGAGUACGCCCUGAUCGUGCCCCCAUCCUACUACCGUGGCGCGGUUGGCAACGACGAGACUCUGUACGAGUACUUCACAUCCGUUGCUGAUGGCUCUCCUGUUCCUCUUAUCCUCUACAACUACCCCGGUGCUGUCGCCGGUAUCGACAUGGACUCUGACCUCAUCAUCCGUAUCUCCGAGCACCCCAACAUCGUCGGUACUAAGUUCACUUGCGCCAACACCGGCAAGCUGACCCGCGUUGCUGCUGCCCUUGGUGCUAUUGUUCCUUCAUCCCCAUUGGCUCCUGCUCAGCGUGCUGCCCCGACUGUUACCAAGCCCAACGCUAAGCACCCCUAUGUUGCUUUCGGUGGUAUUGCCGAUUUCAGUCUCCAGACCCUCGUGUCCGGUGGCUCUGCCAUUCUUGCUGGUGGUGCUAAUGUUAUUCCCCGCUUGUGUGUGCGCAUUUUCAACCUCUGGUCUGAGGGCCGUCUUGCUGAGGCUAUGGAGGCUCAGCAGCAACUUAGCGCUGCUGACUGGGUUCUCACUAAGGCUGCUAUCCCCGGCACCAAGUCUGCUAUUGAGUCCUACUACGGAUACGGUGGAUACCCCCGCCGACCUCUCGCUCGCCUCAGCGAUGCUCAGGUCAAGGAGAUUGCUGAUAAGAUUAAGCCUGCAUUGGAUGUUGAGCUUUCGUUGAAGGAUGUGGUAUAG
This is a messenger RNA of Penicillium pulvis, 1011 nucleotides long. RefSeq names its product dihydrodipicolinate synthase family protein. The transcript has a single exon. Gene Ontology annotation, molecular function: 4-hydroxy-tetrahydrodipicolinate synthase activity. NCBI's taxonomy places the organism in Eukaryota, Fungi, Ascomycota, Eurotiomycetes, Eurotiales, Aspergillaceae. The record is from RefSeq and is a predicted model, not a curated record. Bases 1 to 1011 code for a protein of 336 amino acids.